AUGACACAAAUACUCAUUUUCAUUUAUAAUUACAUUGAGCUGUUAUCUAUUGGACCAAAAUUUUUACAAGAAUAUAAUAAAAACACAACAAUUGGAAUCUUGGUGGCACCUUCAAAAGAAGGUUUUAGUAAAAAUCUUAUUGCAGAAUUGACAAAGGCAGGAGCAGCAGUCAUAGCAGCACCAAUUGCUCCAUUUGAUGAAGCAAGAAAAUUAGCGAGAAAAAAUGUCGAAACUUACGGAGCAUUUUUUUUAAUUCAUGUUAAUACACCACUGGAAUAUUGUAUUAAGACUGAUCGAAAAGGAGUUUACAAGAAAGCUCAAUCUGGUGAAAUCAAAGGAUUCACAGGUGUAGAUGAUCCAUAUGAGAAACCAAAUGAUGCAAAUAUUGUUGUUGACGUUAGUAAACAAGGCAUUAGUGAAAUUUGUCAUCAAAUCGUUUUACUACUUGAGAAAGAUGGGUAUAUCGGAGAAAAAUAA
Messenger RNA from Entrophospora sp. SA101, 477 nucleotides. The record is from the annotation of a GenBank genome assembly. NCBI's taxonomy places the organism in Eukaryota, Fungi, Glomeromycota, Glomeromycetes, Entrophosporales, Entrophosporaceae.